AUGACUGGGCACACGAUUCUUCAAGACGUCUUGGUUCCGCGUGACCCUGGAUGCCUGAGCGCUACCAGAAUCCAGAACGAAUCAUGUUGUGCCAUAAAGCACGACCGCACCCUGCACGCAACCGUGCUAGUUCUGAAAGGUGGCCUUGCGCACGCGCGUGUAGAAAUACCCUGUGAAGACCAUCAAUUUUUAUCCAGCAAGUUUCCUCAGUUACUAAUUAUUCUGCAAGCGUGUCUUGGCUGCUUUGACUCCUUUGCCUUGGAGGUGGCGAUGCACAUCAGUAGUUCGCUUCGUGUGGAGCUCACGAUUGGAACUCAAUUUAACAAGGCAACUGUAGAAGAUGUAAACAGCGGAGUUGUCAUCGCUAAAAUGCCGUUGAUUAUCCCUCGUAAUCGCUGGGUGCAGGUGGUCUUUCAUGUUUCAGGUAUUCUGACACAUCUUCUUAAUCUAUCGCCCAUUCAAUCCCUGGACUCCAUAGCGUUAAGCGGGAGCUGCAAAACUUCGCGGCUCACAGUAUGCAACGACGAGGAUGAGGCUAUCAAUAUGACGCCCGGCGACAUGGCCCUCUUUGCCGUCCCGGCGUACGCCCCGCCGAUUUGGCAAACCGCCGCGCUUACUGCCGCUCCAGUUGCUCUGAGUGCAGGCAGAACACAGAGCGGGAGCAACAGUGCCAUGAACGCCACUGGAACUCGUCUGCCAGUCGUCGGAGAGACAGCGAUGGAGUGGCUACGCACCCCGUUUCUUCGGCAGGACGGUACAGCGAAGUGCAACAUGCAACCGUCACCGCCGUCACUACCGGCCGAGGAUCCCUCACCAAAGUUGGGGAUUGUAUCCGCGAGCCAACCUCCGUCUCCGUGCGAAACACCACAAGAGAAACUGGGUUCCCCCACAAAACACGGGCUUAUAGGGGCGUCGACACCAACGUUUUCAAAGCAACCACCACCACCACCGACGCCGCCGCCGCCGCCGCCGCCGCCACCAAGGCAGCAGCAGCAGCAACAGCAUGCGCCUUCGCCAUCACGGCCGCUACAACAGCAAAAGGAACAAAAACAGGUGGAGCCCAGCUUAAGAAACGGAAAUGGCUCAUACAUACGUUUAGUUAAUCCGACAAAUCGUCCACAGCAAAGAAACAACAAUGCGUUUAGUCGCAUCCGUUCAAACACUUUGUCGACAAAAGAUUCAGCUGCGAACGGCCCAUUGACGCCGGCGUCAGGAACAACGGCAAACUUAGCUGCACCCUCCUGCAGUAGUAACGCAGACGCGUGGUGUGGCAUUACAGGCUGGGAAGAAUCUGUAGACCCCCUGGGUGGUGUGAACGCCGUCUCUUCAAGCGGAGUGGAGUUUACCGGCAAAUGUUCAUCGCAAUCCAAUCAGGGUUCAGCAGGUGAACGGGGCGCGGCAGGUGUAAACAAUAGGCCAAGCAAAUCCUUGGACUCGCAACGUUCCAAGUCGCGGCAACCCAAAAAAAUGCCAGAGGUGCGAAAGCGUCCUGCUUUUGUUUCUAUUAGGCGGCAAAGGAGAGGAGGGGAUGGAGGGACAGACUCUCAGGGUGUGGUAGAUAGUGAGAUGGGCAACAGCACGACUCGUCCUGCGAGGCGAAGAGGUAUUGCCUUGCGGCAAUCACGGCUGCGCGAACGAAUAAAGCUACUAAAGGAAGCACAGGUGAGUGCACGUCGCAUACACGAGAUGAAGAAGCUUCCGGCAUCGGAGCUGCCCAUAGACCCGAUGGAGGAGGCACAAAUGAUGGUAGGCGAUGAGGUUGUAGAUGUCAUGAAGGAACCCCGCUGCGGCUACGGAUUUGGAUACCUGGGUGUCCUGCGUGAAGGCGGUGGCUUUGAGGCGGAUGAGGGCGCCGACACCAAGCUGAAGGGCGCGCUGACGCUAGCGCUCUCGGAGCUGUCCGAGGACGAGGAGGAGAGGGAGUAG
Trypanosoma conorhini is the source of this 1926-nucleotide messenger RNA. RefSeq lists its product as uncharacterized. Bases 1 to 1926 code for a protein of 641 amino acids. The record is from RefSeq and is a predicted model, not a curated record. Lineage: Eukaryota; Euglenozoa; Kinetoplastea; Trypanosomatida; Trypanosomatidae. The transcript has a single exon.